Molecule: messenger RNA, 3685 nt
Organism: Fusarium graminearum PH-1
Lineage: Eukaryota; Fungi; Ascomycota; Sordariomycetes; Hypocreales; Nectriaceae
Exons: 3
Coding region: 442-3120 (892 amino acids)
Biological process (GO): establishment of cell polarity; positive regulation of G2/M transition of mitotic cell cycle
Cellular component (GO): cell septum; cytoplasm
Source: RefSeq, a predicted model, not a curated record
CUUGUAUCUCGCCUUGGACGUUUGAACGAACCUCGACUUUCUGUCUCCCUUGAUCGACUCUUUGUUUAUUCCAAAAGAACAGCUGUAGCCGCCUAUCUGUUCUUAUACGACAACGUCGACCGAAUCGAUUCGAAUCAACGCUAUCAUCUCCACUACUUUGCACUAGGAACCUUGACGGAAGGCGGGCAUACAGAUCAGCGGUUCGUCCUGACGUUCUCCCCAUGCGACAACAGACUUGACGACAACGCCGUCCUAAGAGGUGACCGAACCUCUCGCAUUCGACCCAUCGACGUUUCACUCAGCUGCGCCGCUUGUAUCGUGGUGCACCAAGGCCCAUGGUAACAUAGAACCCAACGUCCAAUAUCGUUUUGAAAGCCAAGCCAGGAAACUACACAGGCAAUCGUGGGCGUGCAAGCCUCGUUGAGGCCCACCCAACCGUCGAUGAUGACAUCAUCUCGACCCCGCGGCGAUGUUGGCGGCAGUUUUGCUAGCAGACGCGGACAUUCUAGCCAACUUUCCAUUUCCGAUCCGAGUCACCAUGUUACGGAAGCUAUCGGCACAUUGUACGGCGAUGAGGACGAUUCAGGAUCCGAGGGUGGUCGACCCAUGAGUCUCAAUCGACCGCUGAGCUUCAUCGGAGGCCCAACACCAUACCAAGAAUCACUUCCCCGACCGCCCCCCGAUGGUAGAUUUCUCACCGUUGACACACGGAGGGCACUCAAGAGGACCGAUUCCGAGGGCUCCGCUACCGAAACAUCCCCCAUUAAUGGCGACCCUAACAAAAGACCUCAUCAGCUCUCUCCAAACCAGCGAAGCAACUCAUUCGAACAAGGGCCUAAAUCGCCAUUGUCUCCUACGCUUUCACUUCGCGAUGUCCAAGCCGACUCUCAAUUUUCUCUAACCAACAUCGACAAUCCGAGUGAUAUUGCUCUGGAACUGAGUAAUUUGCAAGCGCUUAGGCGCUUGUCGAUGGAUGUUGGAAAUAACAAGGAUCCUGAUAUGCCGCCCAUGUCUUUAAUGGCCAUGCCAACAAUAGCACCAAGCGGUGACGACGAUGAAAACGACCCCUCGAGACUUCUAUGGGUACCUGCAAGAGUCCACCCAGAACUUGCCCCUGGCGAAUUCAAAUCAUUCCUUGAAAAUAGAGUUCAAUCUAUAAGACGAAGGUCUGGCGACUCAUUUCUAUCUGCCGAUACCGAUAUCAGCGAAGGCGACUCAGGAAUAGGGGGCCUCAGACGGAAAAAGUCUAUGCUAUCUCGACAAAUAGAUAGUUCCAGUGACCGCGGCUCUGUCGAUUACGUUGAUGGCGCUGAUCGAUUGGACCGCAAACGCUCACGCGGUCACAGCCAUGAACUCAGCUUGGAAGAACUCGUCAAGGAUCCUACAAGGGCCGUACAGAAAUUCGCUCAAGAAUCUCAAAUAGCACCAAGCGGACCCGAGGGUAGUAUAGAUGACCUACCAAUUCUACCGGCUGCCCCUGGGAUGGGUCUUCGCAGGUCAACUCGAACAACGUAUCGCAAGGGCGGCAGUAUACGCACCGGACCCCUUGCCCGUAGAUCUGGACACCGUCAGCAACCUAGUGGGGACUUGACGUUUGCUCCUUUGGAAGCUCCGCCGGGUCAUGGUCUUUCACGGGUUCAAUCAGAGCCUGUAGCAGACAACUACUCACGGCAGAACCAAACAGUGACGAGAUCACAGAACUUGUCUCAGGAGUCGUUGGACGAUUUUGACCACUACGAUGGAGCCUCGCAAGGAACUAAUGGGAACUAUUCAGACACAUUUCAAGAGCUACCUAUUCGAUCAUCACCAAGUCUUUCAACAGUCGAUACUUCGCCCCAUAAGGACACCCAAGACCAGAGCCAGCAAAAAUUCCCAAAGCGAUCUUCUUCACAGAACGCAAAAAAUCAUCCGGUCUCUCAGAGGAUGUCUGAGCCGGAACCGCCGAUAGAGGAAGAACCUAGUCACAGUAGCCGACGAAGCUUUAGCCGACAGAAUGCGCCACAACCUGCCGCACAGCAGCAAACGUCCCGAUCUUCGUAUCCCCAAAGCCAGUCCUUGAGUGACAAUCUUGCAGCGAACCCUUCACUCAUCCCUGGCAGUGGCGCAUCGCGAACCGACAGCCUGACUUUUAUACCGACACUAACUCAAGAAGAGCGAAAGCCAGACAAGAAAUCCAAGAAGGACAAGGAUGAUGAGGCGGGUUCGACUAAAUCUGGAAGCGCCUGGAAAUGGUUCAAGAGCAGUGAGGACAAGGAUAAGAAGAAGGACGAGAGCAAGAAAUCCAAGACUAAAUCCCUUGGCGAUAGGGGACAAGACAACGCACGGCUGGACGUCAUACAGACAUCGAUUGAUAAAAACGCACCCAAGGGCCGUGAAAGUCUUGUCCUUGACCGCGACAAUGUAGAAAGCAAACUACAAGAAGAGCGCAAGAAAGAAAGCCACCGCAAGAGCGACUCAAAGAGGGACAAAGACGGUAGCAUCUUCUCUUCCAUCUUUGGAGGGAGCAAGAAGAAGGAAGAAAAAGAGCGGGCCUCCAAGAAGACUCAACACCUCAAGGUCCCCGAGGAGCCAGUGUUCAAGCCCCUAGUCCCCGAUGUCGAUUACCACUGGUCAAGAUUUCCUCUACUUGAGGAGAGGGCGAUUUACCGAAUGGCUCACAUUAAACUGGCUAACCCACGCCGACCUCUGCACAGCCAAGUUUUACUGAGCAAUUUCAUGUAUAGCUACCUGGCUAUCGUCCAGGCCAUGCAUCCUCAAAUGAAUGUACCUGUUUCGCCGCAACAAAAACGACUGGAGGAGGAAGCUCGAAGAAAGCAACAAGAACAAGAAUACUUGGCUCAACAAAGAUCGCAAGAAGAGCAGGAUUCUCAAGAAGCCAUGGAUCAAUAUGACUUUGACUAUCAUCGGGCCGCGGUACAAUAUGGCGAGUCAGGCAGUGGAGAGGUUGAUUAUGUUGACGAUGCUCAGAUUUAUGAGGAUGAGCACGGAAAUGAUAACAACCGCCAAGACUAUAGCUACGAUGAUCCUGAAGGGUACGGCCCUGGGGCCAAAGAGUACUACCACCAGUAUCAGGACAAUGAUAACGAUCGUCGGCAUGAUGGGCGGGAUGACAUGUGGUGAGAGCCCGGAUAGUCAUGGAAAGGUUCUUUGCCGAGUCGAUCUUUAUAUAUGUUAACUUUAUAUUAUUAUCACUAUCAUUAGUUGCCGAGGCAAGUGUCUAUGGUAGCGUGCAGCGUUUCAGUCAGCCUUAGCAUAUGGCGGAGUUCCGGAAGACGAGCGCGAGCGGAAGGAGUGGGCGUAACAGGUUUGCAAAGACACACUUUUCAAACUUCCUUUUUCUCUUUUGUGAAAGAAGAUGAUGGCGAGCUUCGGCGUGGGAUAUAAUGUUGUACAUGCCCCUCUCAUUUCGACCCCUUCCUCUGCGCUGUUCGUCUUUGCAACAAUCUUUGGUGGAGUUAUUUCUGACGUUGGGAGGGAGCACUGGGAUAAGCGUUUGUAUUCGAAGAAAGCGGGUGACGGAACUGUGGCGUGGGGAGGAGAAUAUGACUUGCGCUUUGUAAGGUACUGCUUCGAAGUGCUGGUCAUGAUUUACCACUUGGUGGGAUCUUGUUCUGAUAGCACAGCAGAGGAGUGACAUGAGGUAUGAAGCUGUAGGAUAUGACUUCAUAGAGAUAGAAUUGCCGGA